This is a messenger RNA of Etheostoma spectabile (orangethroat darter), 6669 nucleotides long. RefSeq names its product calcium-activated potassium channel subunit alpha-1. Lineage: Eukaryota; Metazoa; Chordata; Actinopteri; Perciformes; Percidae. The coding region runs from base 1334 to 4567 and encodes 1077 amino acids. The transcript is spliced from 29 exons. The record is from RefSeq and is a predicted model, not a curated record. Gene Ontology annotation, molecular function: large conductance calcium-activated potassium channel activity. Gene Ontology annotation, cellular component: postsynaptic membrane. Gene Ontology annotation, biological process: potassium ion transmembrane transport.
GUUUUUGGACUUAACGUUGGAAACUUUUGCCUACAAAGAGUAAUUUCCAGACAUGAUUCCCACUAAGAUAUUGGUGUACAGGGGGCCCGAUGGAGGCACACACUCUCAGACAGUUUGUAACACAAGGAGGCGCAAGAAAUCGACCGGGGAGCUCUUCCAGAAGGGCUACAGAGUCCGGAUGAGCCAUGCGCAGGUCAGCGAGAAAGAGGACCAGGACAGCAUCUGCUACAGUCUCAGUGCAUGCUUCCAUGUAAUCUCCUACUGGGGUAAGACCGGCAGGACGUGGGAAUGGGGGGAAUCGCCAAUAAAGCUGAAGGCUGGCAUGUCCAGAGGUAUUUGGACUCCAGCUGGAGCAGGUUCAGGUUCAGGAUUUGCUCUGUAUUAUGAUCCCCAUCUGGCAAACGCUCACUUGAAAUGAAAGAUGAGCUUUGGCGAGGCACACCACAGUUCACGUCAUUUCAUAAAAGAUUAUUUAUUUAUACUUUCCUAGCGGAAUGAUUGCCCGUAAUGUCUUUGAUUUGUGUCAUUGGACAUUCACACACAUCUAUUCCAGCAGGAAAAUUUGUCUGCCAGAUUAAAGCAUGCAGAAAUUUUUUUACUUGAUUGCUCACUCUUGGCUAAAAUUGGCAUUUAAUUGUACAUGCCGCACCGGCACUGCAGUGGAUUCAGCUUUUUUUCUGAGUCAGAUCAAGGAAUCAUUUCACUUUUAAACUCAGGUGGGAGGUUCCAUUUAGCAGGUAGUUUAUGGUAGCGCACCUAAUGAUGAAACAUAAACAAUAAAAAAAGAAGGUAUUUUUCUUAAUAAGUCAUGUUUUUGUAGGAGAUGUUUGUCUGACAGAAACAACAGUAAACUGGUCACAUUGUGCUUGUGAUUUCACGUUUGUGAGGCUUAAAUGAUGUGAUGCAGUCAAUCAGAAAUCGUGUAGAGGAGCUCAGGCUGGGGUUGUCACGGCUGAUUUUGUCGGUGUUUUGCUGUCCUUGAACUCUUGGCAACUAGCACAAGUUUUUUUUUUUUCUUCCCAUAAACAUCCUCCCAUGUGGGAUUUGACGUCACGUCUGGUUAAUCAUUGAGUUUGGUGUGACAGUGUCCACCUGUCUCUAAUCCAGUUUUUCAUCUCUUCCACGUUUCAUCCAGCAGGAGUGAAACGUGUAUCAGGUAGAUGCCGGUGCUUCCCGUGGCUACUGAGAUUAAAGAGUUGUGGGUUGGUGAAGCGAUAUCUAGGAUGUUGAGCUUGUUUUAAUUUUUUCCACCACAUAUUUAAGAACGUUUUCUUUUAAGAUACAGUAAGGCUAAGUAUUGCUUGAUCAAUUGGAGUAUAUUUUUUCUGACAAUAUGAAUCCAAUGAAGUUGAUAAACAUGGAUGAAGGUAUUAAAGGCUUGAGGUUUUUAAGGGCCUUAAGGUUGAUACAGUUCUCAGAAAUUUUACAAUUUUUGAAUAUACUAAAGACAAGCAACUCAAUAAAGCUGGUGAACCUGUGUUCAAUCUUCAUAAGCACAUGGCUAACUGCAGCGGGAUUUAUUCAUUUGGUGGAAAACUCAGGGGAUCCUUGGGAAAACUUCCAAAAUUCCCAGGCACUUUCCUACUGGGAAUGUGUCUACUUACUCAUGGUUACUAUGUCCACUGUUGGCUAUGGAGACGUUUAUGCAAAAACCACCCUGGGUCGCCUGUUUAUGGUCUUCUUCAUCCUCGGUGGUUUGGCCAUGUUUGCUCGCUACGUGCCAGAAAUUGCUGCUCUCAUCCUUAAUCGGAAGAAAUAUGGAGGGAGUUAUAACUCGACCAGAGGCAGAAAGCACAUCGUGGUCUGUGGUCAUAUAACACUUGAGAGUGUGUCCAACUUUCUAAAAGACUUCCUACACAAGGACAGGGAUGAUGUCAAUGUAGAAAUUGUUUUUCUCCAUAAUAUUUCCCCUAAUCUUGAGCUGGAAGCCUUGUUCAAGCGCCACUUCACUCAGGUGGAGUUUUACCAAGGAUCUGUCCUGAACCCACACGACCUGGCCAGAGUCAAGAUCGAAUCGGCUGAUGCCUGUUUGAUCUUAGCCAACAAAUACUGUGCAGACCCUGAUGCCGAGGAUGCAUCCAACAUCAUGAGAGUAAUAUCCAUCAAGAACUACCAUCCAAAGAUCAGAAUAAUCACUCAAAUGUUGCAGUACCACAAUAAGGCCCAUCUUUUGAACAUCCCGAGCUGGAACUGGAAGGAAGGAGAUGACGCUAUUUGCCUUGCAGAGCUAAAACUGGGGUUCAUUGCUCAGAGCUGCCUGGCUCAAGGCCUCUCCACCAUGCUGGCCAACCUUUUCUCCAUGAGGUCCUUCAUCAAGAUUGAGGAGGACACGUGGCAGAAGUAUUACCUGGAAGGAGUAUCCAAUGAGAUGUACACUGAGUACUUGUCAAGUGCCUUUGUGGGCAUGUCCUUCCCAGUAAUUUGCGAACUCUGCUAUGUGAAGCUAAAGCUGCUACUGAUAGCUAUAGAGUACAAGUCUGAUCAAAGGGAAUGCAGCACCCUAAUAAACCCUGGAAACCAUAUGAAAAUGCAAGAGGGGACAUUGGGCUUCUUCAUUGCCAGCGAUGCCAAAGAAGUAAAGAGGGCACUGUUUUACUGUAAAGCCUGCCAUGAUGACAUUACUGAUCCCAAAAGGAUAAAGAAAUGUGGAUGCAAGAAAUUGAUAUAUUCCAAGAAGGCUGCCUACAAGAAAAUGAGACUGGCAUGUUGUUUUGAUUGCGGCCGCUCAGAGCGGGACUGCUCUUGCAUGCCAGUUAAUGUGCGUUGUAACAUGGACUCCCCUCAACGCGACAUCCCACUCUCCGCUGUCUCUGUUAAUGAUUGCUCAGCCACUUUACGUGCCUCUAAAAAUAGCUAUAAUGGAUAUAUCAAAUCAAUUGAAGAGGACCAACAGUCGGCGUUGUCACCUAAAAAAAAGCAACGCAACGGAGGCAUGAGAAAUUCUCCAAACUCCUCACCCAAGAUAAUGAGACAUGAUCCGCUCCUCAUCCCAGGGAACGAGCAGAUUGAGAGCAUGGACGACAAUGUAAAGAAAUACGACUCCACAGGGAUGUUUCACUGGUGCCCGUCCAAAGACAUCGAAAAGGUCAUCUUGACCCGGAGCGAGGCAGCCAUGACUGUUCUGAGUGGCCAUGUGGUUGUGUGUAUAUUUGGAGACGUGAAAUCGGCGUUGAUCGGUCUCCGAAACUUUGUUAUGCCUCUGAGAGCGAGCAACUUUCACUACCAUGAGCUAAAGCACAUCGUAUUUGUUGGCUCACUUGAGUAUCUUAAGCGGGAGUGGGAGACUCUACACAAUUUUCCGAAGGUCUCCAUUUUACCUGGCACACCGUUGAGCCGGGCAGAUCUGAGGGCUGUCAACAUCAACCUCUGCGACAUGUGUGUCAUUCUGUCAGCCAAUCAGAACAAUAUUGACGAUGCAUCACUGCAGGACAAAGAAUGCAUCUUGGCGUCACUCAACAUCAAAUCCAUGCUGUUUGACGACAGCAUCGGGGUCUUGCAGGCUAAUUCCCAAGGCUUUACACCACCGGGAAUGGAUAGAUCCUCUCCUGAAAACAGCCCAGUCCAUGGAUUAGUGAGGCAGACUUCUGUCACAACUGGAGCAAAUAUUCCAAUCAUAACCGAACUAGCACCAUUAGCAAAGCCAGGCAAAAAACUGCCUGUGAUUUCAUUCAGUCAGGAUACAAGCAGUGGGACCAGCAUACAAAUAAUAACUGAGCUGGUGAAUGACUCAAAUGUUCAGUUCCUGGACCAAGAUGAUGAUGACGACCCUGACACAGAGUUAUACCUGACUCAGCCUUUUGCCUGUGGGACAGCCUUUGCCGUCAGUGUGCUGGAUUCCUUAAUGAGUGCUACAUACUUCAAUGACAAUAUCCUCACCUUGAUCCGGACAUUGGUAACAGGCGGGGCGACGCCGGAGCUGGAGGGGCUGCUGGCAGAGGAGAAUGCGCUACGGGGCGGCUACAGCACACCGCAGACGCUGGCGAACAGGGACAGGUGUCGUGUGGCACAGCUGGCCUUGUACGACGGGCCCUUUGCCGACCUCGGGGAUGGUGGUUGUUAUGGUGACCUGUUUUGUAAAGCACUGAAAACAUACAACAUGUUGUGCUUUGGCAUCUAUCGGUUACGAGACGCACAUCUUAACGCACAAAGCCAAUGUACCAAACGGUAUGUCAUAACCAAUCCACCAUAUGCGUUUGAGCUGGUGCCCUCAGACCUGAUAUUCUGCCUGAUGCAGUUUGACCACAACGCUGGCCAGUCUCGAACCAGCCUCUCCCACUCUUCCCAUUCAUCCCAUUCCUCCAGCAAAAAGAGCUCCUCCGUCCACUCUAUCCCAGCGACCAACCGCACCAACCGCGCCAAAAGCAGGGACUCACGAGACAAACAAAAUGCAACAAGGAUGAAUAGAAUGGGCCAAGAAAAGACAUGGUUUACAGAUGAGCCAGAGAAUGCCCACCUGAGGACCAUGCAGAUCAAGCCUGUGAAUAAGCUCGCUAUCAACCAAGUCAGUCAGUAUAAAUCCACAAGCAGCUUGAUUCCACCCAUCAGAGAAGCAGAAGAUGAGUGCUGAGCUCUGGACACACACUGACACCUGGAGUCCCAGAAGACUCAUUGUGUAGUUGUCAGACUGGGAUUGGGGUGAUCUUCUCAUCUGCAAACAUAAAUCAUUAAUUGACGAAGAUGAGACAAACACAAACUGCUUUCCUCAUACACCUCUGCAGCUUAUUGUACAAGCAGAUUUAUUAUCAUACAUAAAAUAUACAUGAAGACAAUCAUAGUCAAAUGUUGCAACCCCUCAACUAUUAGUUUGCAUAGCUAAUCUUUAAUGGUGACCAGACUCCAUGACUUUUUGUUCUAUUUUGGGGAAUGAGUUUCACUUGAAGGAGCAAUGUAAAAAUAACUACAACUACUUACUGAGGUGAUUAUAAUAACUGUUUUGCUAUUGUAAAGGUUGCAUUUUUAACUGCUGAUGAACAACUACUACUGCAUUGACUUAACCCAGUGUUGCAGUUAUGCUGUACAGUAUGUUAAGAUGUGUAUUUGACAUCGACCUGUGAUCCCACAGCAAUGGCAUUGUUAGUGACUGACUCAGUGAUUCCUUUGCCAUUUGGAGCUAAUUCACAACAUUUGUGACAGUUAAGAUGGCCAGUGUCCAUGUGUAAAUGGCAUUUGGCUCCAGCCUUAUCUUUAUCCAUUUAUAUUUGUCUUAUUUUUGCCUUUUUGAGUCGUUUGUUAUAAGUUAUUUCAUGUUGCAAUUUGGUUGCAAUGUCCAAAACCCCAGAAAUUGUAUUAAGUACAGCUUUUAAGUAUCUGCAAAGUUUCUCCAGGGGUAAAAUGUUAGGAAUAUUCUUUAUCUUUUCGACAAUAGCCAAAUAUGAUAGAGCUGUUUUGUUGUCGACCAACAAAAUCAGAUUUAUAAUCAUAAUAUAGAGUUUAUAAUACAGUGACAGAGAUAUUUAUUUAUCUAAGACAACAUAGACAGCACAGCUAAAUACUAUGGUAUAGCAUGGCACCAUAUAAUAAGACUGUAGCCUGAAUGUAAAAGCCUCAUAUCGUAAAAAGUGGGCAUCUUUAAGUCCUUCUUUGGCUGGAAGCACUGCCUGACACAAGAUUGUCUUGGAGGCCAUUAAGCACUCUUAUGUUCUCCAUGACCAAUCUUAAUGCCAUACUCAUAGACGUUAAAGCUUUUUGUAGAUACGUGAAAAACAGCUCUAUCAUAAAAUGUUAUUUUGGCUAUUUAUGUGUUCAUCUUGGUGAUCAAUUAUAUCUGAUUCAUUCAUAAAACAAACAACUAAUGAAGCACAGAUCAUUUGUAAAUGCAUGAGUCCAGAAUGCAGAGUGGUUAUUAAUCUUGUCUCAUUUAAAUGAUAAAACAUAGCUAUAUUGGCACUCUUGUCACUUUAGUUCAGAAUCAAUGAAGGGGAAAGAAAGGUAAAAAAUAAAUAAAUAAAACUCAAGCCUAAUCCACAGAGGAUGUGUCACAGUCUAGGCUAGGACUCAUGUUGGAUGUGAAAAGAAAGGGGCUGUGACAUUUUUACAGGCACAGAGAACAUUUAAACCAUCCAUUUCUCAGUGCCAGCUAUGUGCCAGGCAGUGCUGAAGCCAACGGAGGACUCAGAAGACCCACUGUUGCGAAAAGAGGCUAGUUUAGCUGAAUUUAAGCAAACGUUAUGUCUGCUGUGUGACUGAGAAAUGUACCUUCCUCUUUACUCAGAGACCAUUCUUUUAAAUACUUUGAAUUUCUUAAUAAAAAACUGUAAUUCCCUGGAGAUAAAUAGAACUGUAGUAAAUAAUUUGAAGUCUUAAAACUAUUUUGAAAUGAUCCAUCUUCAAUAACAGAGCCUGAUAGCAAUUCAUUUUAUGUAUUCUUCAAAGAAAUCUGUAAAGCUUAAUGUAAACCAUUUCUUUCUAGUGUGUUCUUGUUUGACUGUACCUGUGGGGUUGAGAGAAAUUCGGCAUUACAGUCUAGUUUGUAUGGUUUUGUGAAUUUCUUUUUAGCACAUUGACUUGUGGAUACAAUGCGACAGUGCUAAGUUGAUAUUUCUGACUAUGUCAUAAUAAUACCCAAUAAUAAAUACCGUUUAUUGUCUUGUAUAAAUAGGCUUGUACAUAAAAUUGUACAUGAUUUCAUUUUGUAUUUUCACAAAUUAAAAGCUGAUGUAUUGUGUUCUA